AUGCUUUCUAACUAUUACGAUCAACAUCACCCUACUUGGUGCCUGGAGGCAGUUCCCAGAGAACAGAAGAAAUGGCUAUCCUUCCUGACUCUACGCUUUGCUGCAGCUAUCAGUCAAAUGACAGUUGUGAUCUGCUUUGCUUGGGCUUAUAGCGAGCACGAAAAGCCCGUGGCCUAUAUCGAUGGCUUGGGAAGUGCCUGGUCAAGCAUUAAUCUAGGAACUGCUGCUUACGCGUUCCUCUGGUCCACCGUCUUCCUCAUUGUCGUCCUUAUCUUCAACUGCAGGGUUCAUCCUGGCGCAAGCAUUACAUUCGAUUGCUUGGCUUUCCUUGCCCAAAUCAUCACCAUUAGCUUCUAUAUCAAUGAGUUUGCCGAGUAUCAACAUGGUGGCUACUCGGAGAAUACUGAAGAAGCAAAAAGAUUGUACGGAGUGGAAUGCUUGGGAAUUGCAAUGAUGUUUUUGGGGCUGAUAUUUAAUCUAGUCCUCAUGGUCCGAGCCUCUAUGGCUUGCCAUGUCGAGCGGAAGGCCGGAAAGCAGGUCACCCAGCCCAAGAUCGAGGAUGCCUAG
Molecule: messenger RNA, 567 nt
Organism: Penicillium subrubescens
Lineage: Eukaryota; Fungi; Ascomycota; Eurotiomycetes; Eurotiales; Aspergillaceae
Exons: 3
Coding region: 1-567 (188 amino acids)
Source: RefSeq, a predicted model, not a curated record